AUGGCGACUGUCAAGGAAGAAGUGCGCGAGGUGCUGCUGGGCACGACAGACGAGCCCCAGCUAUCGCAGCUCACACGCGCUGUCUUUAUGAAGCACGCGGAAAAGGACGAGUCGGGUGAAUACUACCUCAACGAGGAUCAAUUCAUCACAGCUGUUGCGCCCGAGAGCGAGGACUACCACAAGAUCAAGCGUUUCCAGUAUGGCAUCCUCUUCCAGGUAGCUGACCGCGAUCAAAAGGGCAAAGUCAGCAUCCAUGACUGGUCCGUCUUCCAGAACUUGCUUGCAAAGCCCGACGCCGAGUACGAGGUCGUCUUCCGCUUCUUCGAUAAGCGGCGGACCGGCUACAUCAACUUUGACGACUUCUACGAGACAUGGAAGGCACACAAGACCGAGGACAGCCUGCCCUUUGACUGGGAGGGCGGCUGGGCAUCGCUAUACAUUGGGUCUAAGAAGCACAGGCAUACCAUGACGUACCCUCAGUUCGCCCAGUUGCUGCGAGGGCUGCAGGGAGAGCGUGUUCGUCAGGGGUUCACCUACUUUGACAAGAACAAGGAUGGUUUCAUUGAGCCUGAGCAUUUCCAGCGCAUAAUACGCGAGACUGCAAGCCACAAGCUCUCCGACUACCUCCUCGAUAACCUCCCCACUCUUUGCAACAUCUCGGUUGGCAGCAAGAUCUCAUACGCCAACGUCCGUGCCUUCCAGAAUGUCAUCCAACAAAUGGACAUGAUCGAGCUUAUAAUCCGUAAUGCCACACAAAAGAGUCAUGACGGCAAAAUCACUCGUGCAGACUUCCUCAAUGAGGCUGCAAGGAUAAGCCGAUUCAACCUCUACACGCCCAUGGAGGCAGAUAUCCUCUUCCACUUUGCUGGUCUGGACGAGGCUUCUGGACGACUCGGUCUGCGAGACUUUGCCCGAGUUCUCGACCCGUCCUGGCACCGAACAGGACUGUUGGCAGCUGGUGGCGUAUCCGAGGCAGGCCAAAAGGUCUUUGCGACGACAAAGUCGAUAUGGCACGAUAUACUCGAGUCUGUCCACCACUUUGCUCUCGGAUCCUUGGCUGGUGCUUUUGGUGCCUUUAUGGUUUACCCCAUUGAUCUUGUCAAGACAAGGAUGCAGAACCAGAGGAGUUCGGGCGUUGGGCAUGUCCUCUACAAGAACUCGCUCGACUGCGCAAAGAAGGUCAUCAAGAAUGAGGGUUUCAAGGGUCUAUACUCGGGUGUGCUUCCCCAGCUUGUCGGUGUAGCCCCGGAAAAGGCCAUCAAGCUCACAGUAAACGACCUUGUCCGAGGCAAGCUGACGGACAAGUCGACUGGCCAAAUCAAGUUCACUUCUGAGAUGCUGGCUGGUGGUACUGCGGGUGCUUGCCAAGUUGUCUUUACCAACCCCCUUGAGAUUGUCAAGAUUCGAUUACAGAUCCAGGGUGAACUCUCCAAGAACGUUGAGGGUGUUCCAAGGCGAUCUGCCAUGUGGAUUGUUAGGAACUUGGGUCUCGUUGGGUUGUACAAGGGAGCUAGCGCUUGUCUUUUGCGUGAUGUCCCCUUCUCUGCCAUCUACUUCCCCACUUACAGUCAUCUGAAGAGGGACGUUUUCGGCGAGAGCCCCCAAAAGUCGUUGGGUGUACUACAGAUGUUGAGCGCCGGUGCCAUCGCCGGUAUGCCUGCAGCCUAUUUGACCACACCUUGUGACGUCAUCAAGACUAGGUUACAGGUAGAGGCGCGAAAGGGUGAGGUUACUUACACUGGGCUUCGACAUGCGGCAACGACGAUUUGGAAGGAAGAGGGAUUCAAGGCCUUCUUCAAGGGUGGUCCGGCCCGUAUCAUGCGAUCGUCGCCGCAGUUCGGAUUCACCUUGGCCGGCUACGAGGUGUUACAACGAGCGCUGCCAAUGCCGGGCUCCAGUCAUGCAGAUGCGUCAAGCCUUGAGCCUUCAAUGGGUCUCGAGGAAGCCAAGGCACCGCUGCCGUACCUCCGCAGCCGCAACGCACUCAAGGUGAUCCUCGAUCUGGACGAGAACUUCGGUAGACCCAAGAUGCCUGCGGGUUCCAAGUUCCCAGGGAUUCCCGUAUUCGGCAAGAAGCCGGAAGCGUAG
Molecule: messenger RNA, 2088 nt
Organism: Pyrenophora tritici-repentis Pt-1C-BFP
Lineage: Eukaryota; Fungi; Ascomycota; Dothideomycetes; Pleosporales; Pleosporaceae
Product: FRQ1, Ca2+-binding protein (EF-Hand superfamily)
Biological process (GO): malate-aspartate shuttle; L-glutamate transmembrane transport; aspartate transmembrane transport
Molecular function (GO): L-glutamate transmembrane transporter activity; calcium ion binding; L-aspartate transmembrane transporter activity
Source: RefSeq, a predicted model, not a curated record